Molecule: messenger RNA, 925 nt
Organism: Aspergillus caelatus
Lineage: Eukaryota; Fungi; Ascomycota; Eurotiomycetes; Eurotiales; Aspergillaceae
Exons: 1
Coding region: 77-580 (167 amino acids)
Source: RefSeq, a predicted model, not a curated record
GAAAUUUACCUCGGAUUACUCAUACCUUCUCAACACCCAAAGCACGGUUUAUAUUACCUAUAUCCUUUGAAGAGCCAUGCCUCCAAGCUGCGACGAUUGCACCUUCAACCAGUAUGUACUGUACUGGCUAGUAUAUUAUAGCUGGCACUGGAUCCUCAUCUGGAUCUACGCUUCCUGGUGGGACGAGUCGACAAUCAAUCAUCGUUCAAGACUAGAGCCUCCACCAAGCGCAAUCUCGUGGCUCGAAAAGAAAGGAUAUCUGCAUACAAAGAAAGAUGCACGCCGUCUUUUCUUUAUUCAUCUUAUUCUCUUGGUUUUGGAGCCUGUAGAAGGAUACUGGAUCUUGACGGAAUUCUAUCGGAUAUUGUUACUGGCAUGGAGGACGGUGCCAGAUCCCCAUGAUAUCCAGGGAAAUUUCGGUCGAUAUAUAUGUUUGGUCGUUUUCCCUGUAGGAUUAGUCGUGUCCUCCCUGGUAGGAGUGAUCUUGAUGGUAUCUACUGUGGAACAUCUACGGGAAUUGUGGUCCUGGGCACCGGUCGAUGACCAAAGAACGGAUGAGGAAAAUGGAAAAAGACAUUAAGAGUGGCGGAGAUAGGGUUUGGGAUUUAGCAGCAGGCAUCUUUGUUUGCCUUGGCUAUUUUGCUUUAUCCACUGGGCUUUCAUCAGCAACGAAAGGAUUCCACUAUAUUAACAGCUAGACUUCUUCUUCCUCAGUCGAUACAGUCGUUUGCAUUGAACCCUUUUUUUAUUUUUCUAUUUUUAUUUUACUUUUUUACAGUAUGAAACAUCACUCUCUUAUCACUAUACUUUACUUCUGUCGGGUUUCUAUGUAUUAGAUCGCCCCCCUGACCACCUUAACUUUAUGUCAUCAUUGCCGUAUACAGCAAAUCGUUUGGAAAAUAAAGUCGGUUGAUCUAUUUCUUUA